Messenger RNA from Labrus bergylta (ballan wrasse), 1661 nucleotides. Its product is annotated as salivary glue protein Sgs-3. Lineage: Eukaryota; Metazoa; Chordata; Actinopteri; Labriformes; Labridae. The record is from RefSeq and is a predicted model, not a curated record. Gene Ontology annotation, cellular component: Golgi apparatus; early endosome; plasma membrane.
GGCAGUGGCAGCCACACACACUACAGCUGUCCUCAGGGAGCGCAGAGCACAGAGCUUCAGCUACACACGUGUUUGUUGAGGUUUACAGUAAGAGGAACACAAUGGGGAGGGUCGGCCUACAAACUCUAAUAACAUGUCUGCUGUUGUGCUGUGCAACACCUAUAAAGCCAACGUCCAAAGACAUCACAUCUUCCUCAGUGACCAGCACUGAGGAUGUCACUUCGGGAACAAAAGAUAGCUCAACCUCCUCUUCCCAAGACCCUAGCACCAGCAUCACCACUCCUAGCUCAACCAUCAUUAUACAAACCGACAGCACCGCCGACACCACCCAAUCCACCAGUAUGACCCCUGGCACUACACAAAGUGAGACUUCCGGCAUGACUAACUUCAACAGGAUUCCCACCACCACUGCACAAAACAACACCACCACCAAUAACGAAAUAAGCAGUCCAACCGGGACUACCCAAUCAAUCAGUACAACCAUUCCUAGUACAACCUCAAGUAUUACGCAAACCAACAGCCCCACUGACACCACCCAAAAGAUCCCCACCACCAGUCACAUCACCACUAGGACAACUCAAUCUUCCAGCACAACCCAUACCAGCAUGACAUCAAGCACAACACAAACCAACAGCCCUUCAGUAACCACUCAAAAGAUCACCACCACCAGGACAACCACCACCAGUCCCAUCACCACUAGGACAACCACCACCAGUCCCAUCACCACUAGGACUACCACCACCAGUCCCAUCACCACUAGGACAACCACCACCAAGACAACCCAAACAGUCACACUGGAACAAGAUGGACACAAGUCAGAGGGACUGAGCUCAGGAAGUGUUGCAGCCAUUUUUAUUAUUUUCAUCGCAAUCGUCGUCUUAGUGAUGGCUGGGAUUUACUACGUCAAGAUCCGGCGUAGAUCCUACGGACCUCUUCUGGACAACAGCAACAGUGCAUUAGAACACUUCAACAACCCCAUGUAUGAUCCUUAAGACUGAACUUUGGACUUUAAACUUUAGAAGUGACCCCCUUAACCCAAACUCCUCAGUAUGAUCACAGUGUGUUUAUAGUGUGCGUGUUGGUGUGUUUGAAAUGAGUUCUGGGCAGACACGUUUUAAAAGUGUGGCUAGAAGGCAUUGUGGCUGGUAAGCAGGGACAUUUUUAGGCAACAUACUAAUGCUGCUCAUGUUAGUUUAAAUGGCAACAAUAACCCUGGAUGAAGACGUAUUUGUGGGAAGUGUCUGAGAUUUCAAUCAUUAGUUUAAACUAUGUGUGCUUCUCAUAUGUUAAUUUGAAGAAGUAGAUGGUGUAGAGGAGCAGAGAAAGAUUCUGGUCUUAAACAGGAGACCCUUGCUUUUCAUUCUGCCAAAGUGUCCUUGAGCAUAACACUGAUUCCUCUCCUGCUCCCCUCCCGUGGAGGAACCAAAUGAACACAUUUAUACAACAAUUAUUUUAUUAAGAAAGAGGAGUUCAUUAAGAAACAUCCCAGAAGUGUGUCCUUAAUGUGGAUCAUGCAGGGAACUGAGCGUCUCUCAUACCUGAUCCACUUUGAUCCAGUAUUCAUCAAUGAGUGUUUUGUUGAAUAUUAUUAGUGUGAAGCUUAUUAAUGUUUAUUAAAAUUAACACUUUUCUAGUGUUGUUUUGGCUCCCUCAGUAUCUAA